CAGUCAUUCACUGAUACGUUUCUGUGAAGAGAUGUCGUGGUUAGUGCUGAUUGUGAUAUUGGGUGUCGCGUCGGCUACUAAACCUAAUAUAAUUUUCUUUUUGGCGGACGAUCUUGGCUGGAACGAUGUCGGCUUCCACGGCUCCAAUCAGAUUCCGACCCCUAAUUUGGAUUCUCUGGGUGUCUCCGGGCUGAUGCUCCAUAACUACUACACGUCUCCGAUCUGCUCACCUUCAAGAGCUGCCCUUAUGACUGGGAAAUAUCCCAUACAUACAGGUAUGCAGCACGGUGUAAUAUACGGCGCGGAGCCCCGAGGUUUACCCCUCAACGAGAAAAUACUGCCACAAUAUUUAAAGGAUUUAGGUUAUAAAACGCAUUUGGUGGGGAAAUGGCAUCUCGGGAGCUACAAAAAGGAAUAUUUGCCUUUGAAUCGAGGGUUCGAUAGUCACGUCGGUUUCUGGACUGGAAGGAUCGACAUGUACGACCACACGACCAUGGAGCAGGGCUCGUGGGGAACCGACUUCAGGAGAGGUUUCGAGGUAGCUCACGAUUUGUUCGGUGUCUACGCCACAGAUGUCUACACCGACGAAGCUAUUAAAGUGGUAAAUUCUCACAAUAAAAGCGAGCCCCUGUUCUUGAUGGUGGCCCACUCGGCCGUGCACAGCGGCAACCCUUACGAACCGAUCCGCGCCCCGCAGAAGCUGAUAGACGCCUUCAAGUACAUCGACGACUCUGCCAGGCAGAAAUUUGCAGCGGUUCUAUCGAAACUGGACGAGUCCGUAGGCAAAGUGGUCAAGGCUCUGCACACGCAGGGCCUCUUGGAGAACUCAAUAGUUGUCUUCAGUACGGAUAACGGAGGUCCCGCCGCUGGUUUCAACGAUAACGCAGCCUCUAACUACCCGCUCAAAGGAGUAAAGAACACAUUAUGGGAAGGCGGAGUCCGAGGGGCCGGGUUUCUGUGGAGCCCUCUACUGGACUCGAAGGCGCGAGUGGCGUACCAGAAAAUGCAUAUAUCGGAUUGGCUACCCACCCUGUACAGUGCGGCGGGCGGUGACCUCAGCGUCCUUGAGAACCUGGACGGUGUGAACCAGUGGUGCGCGUUGUCCAAAAACACAGAGUCUCCGCGCACCUCUGUAUUGCACAAUAUCGAUGACAUCUGGGGUAUUGCAGCUUUGACAGUUGAUAAAUACAAAUUAAUCAAAGGCACCAUCUAUAAAGGUGUUUGGGACAACUGGUACGGGCCAAGCGGGAGAGAAGGCGCUUACAAUGCUAGUCUUUUAUAUGACAGCCACGCAGGAAGAGUACUUGACAAACUUAAUCUUAUGCCCCCCAAAGAAAAGGUCAUGGAGCUAAGAGAUGAAGCCACAGUGAAGUGCAACGACAGUAUUGAAGUCAUCCAGUGUAAGCCUCGAGAAGCGCCGUGCGUCUUCAAUAUCGACGAGGAUCCGUGCGAGAGAAGGAACUUAGCGCAACUGUUACCAGAAGUACUUGAGAGUCUUCUGAGCGAAAUGCACAAGCUGAACGCGUCGGCCGUGACGCCCAACGCCCAACCGAUAGACCCCCGCGGCGACCCGCAGUACUGGGGCAGGGUCUACACUAACUUCGGCAACUACGAAACGCAACACGGCUCGAGCGUUUGUCUGUGAUGUUACAUAUAUAUAUGAAGAACCUUACCAUUGUCGGUAUAUUUACAUAUCGACGCUUGAAAGGCAAACGUGACUAAGCGACAAUAACUGCUUUGUACAUAAAUGACAGGCAAUAAUCA
Messenger RNA from Bombyx mandarina (wild silkworm), 1764 nucleotides. RefSeq names its product arylsulfatase I. The record is from RefSeq and is a predicted model, not a curated record. Gene Ontology annotation, molecular function: sulfuric ester hydrolase activity. Lineage: Eukaryota; Metazoa; Arthropoda; Insecta; Lepidoptera; Bombycidae.